Messenger RNA from Radiomyces spectabilis, 763 nucleotides. RefSeq lists its product as uncharacterized. NCBI's taxonomy places the organism in Eukaryota, Fungi, Mucoromycota, Mucoromycetes, Mucorales, Radiomycetaceae. The transcript has 4 exons. The coding region runs from base 42 to 680 and encodes 212 amino acids. The record is from RefSeq and is a predicted model, not a curated record.
GUUUUUUUCUUUACCGUCUUACUGUUCUUACCGCUUUCAACAUGCCUUUCUCCAAAGUUUCCAAAAUCCACCUGGCGACUAUCAACCAGAUGAAAACACUCAUCAAGCUUUCUCACGCUGACGCCCACGCCAGUUCUUUGAUCGUGGAGGCUGCGCCGAAAUUUAACGUGAUGACGAAAUUGAAGCGCGAUUCCAUUGCCAAGAUGGAAAACCGCAAGCUCGCCGAUGAGUUCGAAGCCUUGAAGGCAGAGGUGCAAGACCAAAUUGAGUUCGCUGAACUUUGUGCCGCUUCUCCCCCCGUCCGUUCGCCCGUUGUUGCGCCCGCUUCUGUGGCUUCUUUCGUUCCUUCGCCCGUUGCCGUGGCUGCUCUUACUCCCUCUUCUCCUGUGGCUGCCUUUGUGCCCAAUUCUUUCCCGGUGUCCGUUUCCGCGUCUGUGCCCGCGUUGGUUUCCUCUGCUGCGGCCGUGCCUUCCCUUGCCGCCUUUUCCAUUGCUGUGCUUGCUCCCGUGUCUGUCCCCACUUUCUGUUCCCGCUGGUGCUCUUUUCGGCCAGCAGUCGAAAAUCAAGAACAACAGCAGCAACGUUUCUUUGAUGAAGAAACCCAACAAGAAUACAUCGACGAUCCCAUGGACGUCGAUCAUCCAGACGAGUUGGUCGACUGGAUGGACGCUCAUCAUUAGACGUCCAUCCAGGAUGCCUUACAGUACCAUUCGCAAAGCCAAAGGCAACAAAAAAAUGAUGAUCGACGUCCAUACCUUUUGUU